AGGUAAAUUCCUAAUACAACCACAAACAUAACAAUGCCAAAUCCAUCAUGAAAUCCAACAAGCAAAUAAUGGUUUGUACCAAAAACCAAAUGGGGCAAUUCCAUCAUAUUGUUAGAAGUAUAGGUACUAUUUUGUAUUUUGUACAUAUUAAUGACGUGAGUAGGAGCUAGGGUUCUCUGUUGGCUAGUAUAUAUACUUGUGUAGAUGGCUGACCUCUGUAACUAUUCUCGGAAUAAGAUUCAAUCUCUGCCUUGUGCCGUGGACUAGUCUUGACGAUCAUCGUCAAGGAAACCACGUAAAUCUCGUGUCUCUCGAUCUCUCAUAUUUGUGUUUGUGUUUAUUAUCAUGGUAUCAGAGCCUCAGGAUUCUUGAUCGUGCCUGGGUAUCGUCGUGUGUUCGUGAUUGUGUCUGGCUGCUUCUGUGUGUUCGUGCGCGAAGCUUGGUAUUUGGGUGGCUUGUGAUUCUCGGUAUUAGACUGGCUUUCUUGGUUUUGGGUUGUUUCUUGUGCGCUGCCAUAGCCUGGUGUUUGCGUGGGCUGUGAUUCUUGGUAUUGGCCUGCCUUUGGCUCUUAGUUCUUCUCCUGUGUGCUGCGCCUUGUAUUUUCUGGUGAAGAUGGACAGCUCAAAGUCUGAUGUGGUGACCGUACGAUUUAAUGGUAAGAAUUUUGUGCUCUGGAAGUUUCAAUUCCGGCUUCACAUGCAAGAUCGUCAGUCAAUUUAUGUCAGCUCCCCGCACACCUCACCGGCUAGAUGUUCAACGUAUCUUGCGGUAUUUACGUGGGACACAGGAAGUUGGCCUGCUGUUUCCUGCAUACGGAUAUGCUACUCUCGAAGCAUACUCGGAUGCGGACUACGCAGGCUGUCAGGAUACUCGAAGAUCUACCUCUGGUUGGUGUGUGAAAAUUGGUCGUUCCUUCAUAUCAUGGAGAUGUAAAAAGCAGGAUCGGGUUUCGAAGUCUUCUAUAGAGGCUGAGUAUCGAUCCAUGAGUGAAGUGGCUUCAGAGAUUGAGUGGUUGAGGAGACUGUUGGCCGAGUUGGGUGUUCAGUGCCCUUCUCCGAUUCGCCUACAUGUUGGCAAUACGAGUGCCAUUCGUAUUGCAACCAAUCCGGUGUUACAUGACAGAACCAAACAUAUUGAAGUGCAUAUCCAUUAUGUUCGUCAACUGGUCACUGAAGGGAUAGUCGAGCUUACCUACAUCAGUUCUGAAGAUCAACCGGCUGACCUAUUGACUAAAGCAGUGUCUACUACACGUCAUUGGUUUCUAGCACACAAAUUGAUGUUACGUUAGCAUCAUCAAUUUGAGGGAGAGUGUUAGAAGUAUAGGUACUAUUUUGUAUUUUGUACAUAUUAAUGACGUGAGUAGGAGCUAGGGUUCUCUGUUGGCUAGUAUAUACACUUGUGUAGAUGGCCGACCUCUGUAACUAUUCUCGGAAUAAAAUUCAAUCUCUGCCUUGUACUGUGGACUAGUCUUGACUAUCAUCGUCAAGGAAACCACGUAAAUCUCGUGUCUCUCGAUCUCUCGUAUUUGUGUUUGUGUUUAUUAUCACAUAUAUCCAUGGUUUUGUAAAACCCAGGUUUUAACCAAAUAAGUAUAGGUGAUGGAGAUUCAGUGGUUGCUUUGUUAGCCAUAAGGUUGUGAUGUUGGGACAUAGUUGAUGAGUGCACGAGAGAGCAAGGAGUUGAUGUUGCUUGACGAUCCAAAUCAAUUAACAUGAAUGAGGGCUGAUGGAGGCCUCCCUCUUUUUUGUUGGAGUUUUCUGAUCUGCCUUAUUUGAUUGGAACGAGUAAGGGAUCUCCAUUUCACAUCAAUGACUAUUUUCGAAUACAUAUAUACGACCACUUUAUUAUUAUUAUUUUUUUCUUUUACAUAAGCUUGUCACAGGGUAUAUUAGGAGAACACUUCCCAUGGAGUAAGCAAAUAUAUUUCUCGCUAUUUAGAUGUAGGGUUGUUAAUGAGUCGAGCCGAACUUUGUAAUAGCUCAGACUCGACUCGUUAAUAAAUUUCCAGGUUCGAGCUCGGCUCGAGUUCGUCACGAGCUUUAAUAUGAAAGCUCAAACUCGGCGCGUUUAUGAAAAUGAAAGCACGAGCUCGCUCAUCAAAUAAGUUUAAUGAGUCCAAAAUCGAGUUCAACACAAAAUGUUCAUUAUAGCUCAAGAUUGAGCUAGAACUGAGCACAAAAUUACAUUCAAACCUGCAUCAAAGUCUAGCAAAAACAAAACACAAUAUUUAUCCCAAUUUCAAUACAUAAAAUCUAUGAAUUCCAAUCCUUUCUAAUGCCAAACCGUCAAAGACGAAUCGAGUCUCGAACUGAGUUUUUCUCAGGUCGAAUGUCGAGCCAUUCUUGAACGUCUUGGUUUGUUAACACCCCUACUUAUGCAAGUCGCCUGAUUUUAUAUACUGUUUUUGGUUUAUACAUAUAAUCUCACAUCAAUUAUACGCUAAUUUUCAAAAUUCCGGAUUUUAAAUCAUAUAAGUCUCUAGGCAUUUCGAUUUGGAAUUUUGGAUCCACUGUGUCUGUCUGGCCUCGGCAUAAGAAACCCAAGAUUUGGACAAUGAUACAAUCGCAACCCAAAUCCGUCAUAUCCCUUACCCGAGAUCUGCGCUAGAUUGGGCUUUUCCUUCGGUCCUGUCAUAAUGGGCCUUUGGCCUGCUUGAAGAAUCUUUUGUACCAAUGGUUCUCUCAGUAGUCAGUCAGUAGUAAGUAGUAACUCGCCAACUAAAAUAACAGCGAUUAGGCAGG
Molecule: messenger RNA, 2741 nt
Organism: Linum trigynum
Lineage: Eukaryota; Viridiplantae; Streptophyta; Magnoliopsida; Malpighiales; Linaceae
Source: the annotation of a GenBank genome assembly